AUGCAUCUACCUCAACAAUCUCCAAAGCCGACCCGGCUCCAGAAGCUCAGCUCCGCAAUUGCGAUGACAUCCAACUCCGCGGCUGCUCUUUGGACAGGACAGAAAGUCAUAGGGACUACUACAGAAGCAACUCUCCUGAAAGCGGAAGCUCAAGUGGAGCAGACCUAUUCUAGCGAAGAACAUUACGACAUCCGUCGGACACUAGCAGCCACCGGCGAGGGUCAAGUCUCCUUCUUGCAAAGUCAAUCAACCGGAGUGAUCGUCGUCCGCAAGGUCGUCAGACCAGUCGAGCUCCACGAACACAAUCGUUGCCUAUGGGAUCGAGGCAGGUACAAAUAUCCGAAUGAUGCAGUGAUUGCUAACCUGAUGAAGCCGCAUCCCAACAUCGUCAGGUUGUUCUCUUGCAGCCGCGAUGAAGACAGGUCUGCCGAGCCCGGACAAUACGAAAUAUUCAUGGAACAUUGCAACGGCGGCGAUUUGUACGUCCAGGCGCAUCACUUCAUCCAGAAAAACAAAGAAAUUCCAGACAGCUUCGUCUUGCAUGCCACGAUUCAGCUUCUGGAAGCUAUGGCGUUCAUUCAUCAUGGUCUGCGAUAUUGCGGUCAUGGGAAGUACACCGUUGACCCCGGCUUCAAGUCCAUCGUACACGGCGAUCUCAAACCAGAGAAUGUGUUCUUAAAAUGGAGCAAACCACGGAAAGUCGACGACCUCCCGACUCUCGUGAUCGGAGAUUUCGGCGGUGCCAAGCCAGCUGGAAAAUAUUAUCAUUGUGUCAGCGCCGGCACAGAAAUGUUCCACGCUCCCGAAGACGUGGCCAUUGUCGGAUCCCCUAUGGUCGAGUGUACGGAGGAGACCUUUCCGCUGUAUCUCAAACUCGCCGAAGAACGGGCCACGCCUUCCGACAUGUAUGCCAUUGGCCUGAUACUGGAAUGUCUCGUCCUCGGCCAGGACGAUCCUCCGCCGCCAGGUCAUGACUUCACAAAGAUCUUGUUACCAGAAGGCUAUCGGCGUGACACGUACAAGACUGACUAUGAGCACAAGCAGAUGAUACCACUCAUUCUGCAGACUUUGCUAAUGACAGAUACGGAAGCUCGUGGCUCUGCCAACUUCGACCCCAAGACUGGUCUGCUUGAAGAUGUCCACUAUCUUCGUCUAAUCAGGCAGGACAUGAUUGCUGCCGGUGACUACCAUGUGGAUGAGCACCUCUGGGCUCUUACACCGCCUCCUGCCGUUGAUGCUGAGUAA
Messenger RNA from Pseudocercospora fijiensis CIRAD86, 1245 nucleotides. RefSeq lists its product as uncharacterized. The record is from RefSeq and is a predicted model, not a curated record. Gene Ontology annotation, biological process: autophagosome organization; protein autophosphorylation; autophagy. The transcript has a single exon. Gene Ontology annotation, molecular function: protein serine/threonine kinase activity; ATP binding. Gene Ontology annotation, cellular component: autophagosome; cytoplasm. The coding region runs from base 1 to 1245 and encodes 414 amino acids. NCBI's taxonomy places the organism in Eukaryota, Fungi, Ascomycota, Dothideomycetes, Mycosphaerellales, Mycosphaerellaceae.